AUGUCUUCUCACGUCAAAGACACCAACCUCGACCAAACAUCAUCCGGACCGUCAGUAAUGAUGGGCGAAGAAGCAAAGGUCAACAACCCGACUGAAAAUAAACCAGCCAAGAAAAAGAGAGAACGAAAGCAUCGUCAAGGAUUUUCAAUCGUGAUCGAAGAAUGUAUGGAGUCCAGCGUGCGUAUGGAUUUUGGGCAGCUCCAGGUCGCGAAAGCGCAGAGCAAGAUGCAGCAAGUAUAUAAUGAAUCCAAUUCCGACUGGACUUCUAAUUCUGAAUGGGAUUCCGAUGCACCAUACCCUCCUCUACAGAUCAAGAAUUGUAACCUCCGCGACUACAACAUCCCUGUCAAUGAUAAGACCGCCAUGGAAAAUCUCGGACUAGAGCAAUUAAUACUUACGGAGACGAAAGAUAUUCUUACAACCUCAUGCAUUUCUUGGUUGCGAAAAUAUCAUCCUGAUUUGGUGGCCAAGGAAGGAUGGGGUGAUUGCAGAAAAGGUUCUUUGGAGCUAUACCAUGAGAUGUUCGAAUCUUCAGCUGAGAUCAAAAAUAACACUCUCCAACUCGUUGACGGAGAAACUGCAGAAACCUUCCUCACACUUCUCAAGAAAGUGCGACAGAUUAGACACUGUGUCUUUCGUCGCGGUCUUUGCAUCGGUAUAACUAUCAGCAUCGUCGAGCUCAUGUUACAAGAUGCGAUCCGUCUUACCAGAAUGGUAGGAGGAACAGAGAGCUUGUCGAUGCUAGAGAAGUUCCGCAGUCGACUUGCGAGGGAGAUUGCUUUGAAUGAGGAUGUGAAGGUUGCAUCGGAUAGAUUGAGGUCAAUGUUUGAGAAAGAAGAACUUGACAUGAAGAAUGAGAUUCAGGUUCAUGCGAUUGGAGCAGAGAGAGUUAAGCUUGAUGAUGUGAUUGAGCGGAAGAUGCGCAGGCUGGAGGUUAUUGAUGAGCAGUUUGCGGAUGAAGUGGAGAGUGAGCUUCAGGAUGUGCAUGGUUCUUGA
Botrytis porri is the source of this 996-nucleotide messenger RNA. RefSeq lists its product as uncharacterized. The transcript is spliced from 3 exons. NCBI's taxonomy places the organism in Eukaryota, Fungi, Ascomycota, Leotiomycetes, Helotiales, Sclerotiniaceae. The record is from RefSeq and is a predicted model, not a curated record. The coding region runs from base 1 to 996 and encodes 331 amino acids.